AUGCGACUUCUCACAGUUGUCCUGCUGCUCCCUCUUCUUAUCAUCUGCCACGAACACAGCCAUCAUCACCACGACGAUGAAGGGAGCGCGGUUUUGACCAAAGUCGGGCUGGAUGAUCAUGAGCUUCACGAACAUGACCACGACCACGACCACGAUCAUAAAAUUUUGCGUUGGGAUGAGAAGAAGAAUCAUUCAAGUCACGAAAAAGUGCCCCAUUCUCAGCUGAGCACACUGAAAGUCUGGGUAUUUUCAUUGUCAGCAGUCAUUGGAAUUUCUCUGGCGCCGUGCACACUUCUUUUCUUCAUUCCGGCUCAGCACGCCAAUGGUCCCUUCCUGAAAAUUCUUCUGGCUUUCGGCGCCGGCGGUCUUCUCGGUGACGCUCUACUUCACAUCAUUCCUCACUCUCUGAACCCACAUAGCCAUGGAGCACACGAUCAUGACCACGCCCAUUCUCAUGAUCAUGCUCAUAACGAUCACUCGCACGAUCAUUCAGAUCAACUUCGUGUCGGAAUCUAUGUGAUCGCUGGAAUCCUAGUGUUCAUGAUGGUUGAGCAGUUGGUUAGAAUUAUCAAAGGAGGUCACUGUCAUUCUCAUGAAAACGGACAUAUAGUGGCAGAUGAGCACAGACACCUAAAUGAUGACCAUCAUCAUCAUCACAAUGGGGAGAAAAAGCAAGAAGUGGAAGGAUUGAAGGACAUCAAAGCCAGUGCCUAUCUAAACUUGGUCGCCGAUUUCGUGCACAACAUGACUGACGGAUUAGCAAUCGGAGCAUCAUUCUCAGCAGGCAGCACCCUUGGAUGGGUCACCACUCUGACUGUUCUCCUCCACGAGUUACCCCAUGAAGUCGGAGAUUUCGCAAUUCUCGUUCAAUCGGGAUUCUCAAAAUAUCAAGCCAUUCGAAUGCAAGCCGUCACUGCGCUUGGAGCCAUCACCGGAUGCAUUUUCUCAUUGCUCAUCUCGAAUCCUGUUUUGAGCGCUGAAGGUGAUACCGGUGCCAUUAUGCCGUUUACAGCUGGUGGAUUCAUUUAUAUUGCCACGGUUUCCGUGAUUCCCGAGCUUUUGGAGUCUGGAGAUCAUAAUAAUAUGUCGAAAGUCGCGAAAAUGGCGCAGAGUUUGGUACAUUUGAUCGCGAUUUGCAUGGGUGUUGGAAUGAUGUAUAUCGUCAGUUUGGUUGAGUGA
Molecule: messenger RNA, 1179 nt
Organism: Caenorhabditis briggsae
Lineage: Eukaryota; Metazoa; Nematoda; Chromadorea; Rhabditida; Rhabditidae
Gene: Cbr-hke-4.1
Product: Protein CBR-HKE-4.1
Exons: 4
Coding region: 1-1179 (392 amino acids)
Biological process (GO): zinc ion transmembrane transport; intracellular zinc ion homeostasis
Cellular component (GO): membrane
Molecular function (GO): zinc ion transmembrane transporter activity
Source: RefSeq, a predicted model, not a curated record